AUGUCCUUGAUUUUCCGGCCAACGAUCGCACCCGGUGCGCGAAAAGUUCGCCCCGCUUUCGUGCACCCGGGAGUGACAAUUACCCAGGUAUCAAAGUCAUCAAACCUACCGCCUGCCACCAUCAAUAACGGUGUUGAGACCUCCACCACCACUACCAACAAGCGGCAGAAGGUGGCCGUUGGUGAUGGACAAGCCGUCGUGGGCGAUGAUAAAGACGGCGCAGCUGCCACGGAUUCCAAGGAGAAUAGAAGGAAUGGUCAGCGGAAUAACGACGGGGCAGUUGUGGACAAUGCCUGUACUGUCAGAUCUGACGAGCCUAACCUCGCCGAGGUUCUUCAUGCACAAAAAAAUGCAGAACUAGAAGGAGCCCGAGCCGGAAAACAACAGGAUCGGCGCAUUGACCACAAUGACAACAUCGAGACUUCUUGCGCGGUUUCGCGGAAAAGCAAGAAGCGACGAAGAGAGGCUGCCGAAAAGCGCGAGCUCACGGCGCUCCUGCAACAGGCACGCAAGUUCGUCUCGAGCGAAAAAGGGUCCGCGCUGGACGAUAGUCUUGCGAGUUUGAAGGAGCGCAUAGACAACGCCGAACAUCAAAACGGGAAGCCGGGGGCAAAAAUAGAUGCGAGAACUACAAGUGGCAUCGAAUUUCAGUCCGUUACGGACGCGUUUGAAACCCUGCGGACCGCAUUGCCGCUGUACGAGAGCGGGCAGUUGCUGCUGGAUAGUUUCUUGGCUUCAUCAACACGUGAAAUAGACGGAAAGCCGAACACGAAUAAACAGCUGCCAAAACUGCUUCCGAAUCUGAUAAAGCACAUCAUAGAGUACCUUUCGACCGCUGUCGCAGUUCUUUCCCCGCCUCGAGCAGAGACAAGAACUUCGUCUCGGAUGGCUGUGCCAUUGUCAAAUGGAAGAACUUCAGCGGCCGCAGAAGAACUACGGGGCAAAAACAGUAACAUCAAUUAUAAAGGGAGGGCCACCGUCUUGGGUGACAACGUGAACCACGCACAGAAGCUUUUGACGCUGUUGCAGACCAGUCUAAAGCGCAAACCUUGGAAGAAGCUGGGGCGUCCGUACUUCCACUUUGUGCGGGACUUGGAUGAGCUGUAUUUUGACAGUUUGACGGCGCUUGCAGCGGACAAACCCGGGGAACGGCCGGAAACGGCGCUGUCGAAUAGACAGCCACACGAAUUGUACGACGCUGUGGUGCAAAACUCCUCGAAGAUACAAGCAGUUUUUGCGGGCCACCCACUCAUCCAAGCCACAAGGUGGGAGGAGGCGCAGCAAGAAGAAACUGCAGAUGAUCUUCUGCCAACAUCGUCAUCUUCUCUGUGGAACCCAUUGCUGCAGUUCUUCCGAGCGCGCACGGCGGAGUUUCUGCACUACCGGGCACAGGUAAAAGACGAUCUUGUUCCCGCUCUGGUCGAACUGCAUGCGAACGUGACGCGCGACUGGGCGGCACGCCUCUACGCCUUCGCGGUUCCGACAGAAAACGUCUUGACGAGUCUGAGGGAAACCGUGCUCGCUAAAGAAAAAGAAAACCAACACGACAAUCUUGAAGGCAGGACGGUGCCGACGACCUUCAUCGAGGUCGGUGCCGGUCUGGGUUACUGGGCCGAGUUCCUGCGGCGCGGGCUACUAGAUAUGGAAAGUGCGAAAAACAAGUCACCAUCUUCUGGGGGUUCGUCACCAUCACACAGUCAUAAGAUCUCUGUCCGUGCCUUCGACGUGAUGCCUUACCGCGGCUGGCGGGUUUUCGACGAUCAAGAGGACAAAACAAACAGUGCACGCGGAAGCAGCGCUAGUGCCCGAGAUGUCGAGCCGUGCAAGGAAGACUUUUCGGAAGCGGGACCGUUGCGAGAGUUGCUGGAUCGCAGGUCGUGUGGACGCGCUUCUAGCGGAAAAAUCGAACAUUCGGCAAUUACGGGUCGUUCUGCCGCAGGAGUAGAUGAGGGAACAAAUAAAGCAAAAGCGAUGAAGCGAUUGAAAAAACGAAAGAUGGAUGAUAAAGCAGUGGCACCAGGAGCUGGUGUCGAUGAGUCUGCAGUUGCAUCUUCUCUCAACGAACACCGUACUUGUCUGUUUCUGUGCUUCCCGCCGCCGUCCGAACCGAUGGCUGCGAACUGUUUGCAAAAGUUCAAUGGCCGGUGGGUCGUCUACGUGGGGGAAUGGGCGACCGGCAUGACGGCCGACUGGAAAUUUCACGCGACGCUGCUCAAGGAGUUUUCUUUGCGGAAGAUCGUUCCUCUGCCCGCGCAAUGGGCCACAACCUGCCACUCGAUGUUCAUUUUCGAACGAAAAACAGAGGAGAUUGAGAGCGGACGAGGUGUUCAUCUUAAUAUUGCAGAACCAGAAUCCAGUUUAGAGGCCACGAGGACAGCACCAGCUACGACUUCAACGACCAACCCAUUUGUGACGUGCCUGUCCGCUAAGCACCUGGACGAAACCAGUUUCGAACGUCCCGAAUCACUGUGGCACUGUGGCGCCUGCGGCGCAAAAACGGGACGAAGAAAGCCCUUGGUGCGCUGCAUCGGCGGCAACCGUGGUCUGGUCGCCUGCUCCUACGGUAGUAGUUCCUGCCGCGACGCGGUUUUGGCAAGGGACGCUGUUUUCUCAUCCGCGUAUUUUGCCUUCGAUCCCGCCGCGGUAUUUUUAAGGCCAACCCAGCAUGGAUCUACUUCCAGCGUCGCAGGGACUACAAACAAACAGGACGGGGCCCAAGAAAACGAAAACAUUGAAGAGGACCACGAGGACCAGGAGGAGGCUCACGACGAGAACGGGUUCUUUGGCAGCGGGCGUGCGGAAGGACAUAACGACUCGGUCGGAGCAACCAGGACCAAAGCAUUCAGGUGGGAACCACUCACUUUCGCGACGUUUAACGACGAGGAGAAGUGGCACGCGCUCGCUCGCGCUACGCCGCAAGCGUGAGAAAAUUAAUUUUCGUUUCCUUUUGCAACGAGACGACAACUCUUUACAGCUCAAGUGCACUAGAUCUGCGACGCUUAUUAUCCAUAAAAUCGAACAAGUCCUCUGUCUUCCAAA
Molecule: messenger RNA, 3039 nt
Organism: Amoebophrya sp. A120
Lineage: Eukaryota; Dinophyceae; Syndiniales; Amoebophryaceae
Source: the annotation of a GenBank genome assembly